Molecule: messenger RNA, 1736 nt
Organism: Amaranthus tricolor (Joseph's coat)
Lineage: Eukaryota; Viridiplantae; Streptophyta; Magnoliopsida; Caryophyllales; Amaranthaceae
Exons: 5
Coding region: 54-1523 (489 amino acids)
Biological process (GO): steroid biosynthetic process
Molecular function (GO): 3-beta-hydroxy-Delta5-steroid dehydrogenase (NAD+) activity
Source: RefSeq, a predicted model, not a curated record
AAACUUGUUAAGUUGAAAGAAGAAAGAGAACAAGACCUAGAAAUAAUUAAAAGAUGAAAACGAAUGAGGAAGAAGGAAUAGAAGGGAAGACAUUUGUAGUAACUGGAGGAAUGGGUUUUGUGGGCGCAACUCUUUGUCUUGAGCUUAUUCGAAAAGGGGCUCGCGAGGUUCGAAUUCUUGAUCUCGUUUGUUCUUCACCUUCGUCUUGUCUACUUUCUCAACCUGCUGUUGUCUGCAUCUUAGGGGAUAUUACUCAUGAAGAGAAUGUUAAGACAGCUCUACAAGGGGCAGACUGUGUUUUCCAUAUUGCUUCAUUUGGUAAUUCAGGCAAAGAAAUGCUUCAAACUCGUCGAAUCCAUGAGGUCAAUAUUGAGGGAACUCGAAUCAUAUUAGAUGUCUGUCUGGAAUUUAAGAUCAAAAGGCUUGUUUAUGUAAGUACUUAUAAUGUUGUUUUUGGAGGAAAAGAGAUUGUAAAUGGUGAUGAAAAUCUCCCUUAUAUUCCUCCACAUCAACAUAUUAGUCCCUACGCUCGUAGUAAAGCUUUUGCAGAACGCCUAGUCCUCAGCUACAAUGCUAAACCAUUCAGGGAGAAUGGUGGAUGUCUGUAUACCUGUGCAGUUCGACCUGCUGCUGUGUAUGGAGCAGGUGAAGUGAAGACCUUCCCAUGGAUAAUAAAUUAUGCAAAGUUACGUUUGCUGCUAUUCAAAGUUGGUGAUUCAAGUGUUAAAACAGACUGGAUUUAUGUGGAUAAUCUUGUUCAUGGUCUUCUAUUAGCCUCUAUGGGACUCUUACAUGAAUUUCCUGACAAAGAAAACCAUCCAAUUGCUGCUGGAAACUCGUACUUUAUCUCAGACGGGUUCCCAGUUAAUACCUUUGAGUUCAUCCAACCUUUGUUAGACAGCCUUGAGUAUGGCCAGCCAGGAGCUUCAUUGACUGUACCCUGUGCUUUUGCAUUUGGAAAGAUAUGUUGGGUUUUCUACACCAUUUUAUACCCAUUUCUCAAUGUCUCUUGGCUUCCUCAGCCAUUGAUUCUUCCUGCAGAUGUAUACCAGGUGGGUGUAACUCAUUAUUUCUGUCAGAAGAAAGCUAGAGAAGAGUUGGGAUAUGUUCCAAGGGUGAGCCCACAGGAAGGCAUGUCAAUCAUGAUUUCUUAUUGGCGACAUCAAAAAAAGAACAGUCUAGAUUGUCCUUCGAUUUAUCCAUGGAUAUUUUGUGUGUGUGGAUUGUCUGGUCUCUUUGCUAUCAAUUUCUUACCUAACGUUGGUCCUAUAACUCUCCUUAAUGACAUAGCUCUCUUCAUUUUCCGAUCUACAAGGAAUAUUCAAAUAUUUUCUAGUAUUGUUGCAGUUGCACAUACAUCCGAAGCCACAUUUGCGUGGUUCUUAGCCAAGAAAGUCGACCGUACAAAUGCAAAGGGUUGGUUUUGGCAAACUCUACUACUUGCAACAUUUUCAUUGCGUCUUCUGUUGAAGAGGGCAGGGCCUAAGACUGAACAAAACACUGAAAAAUUGUUGUCAAACUAAUACUUCCUCUAUUGCUUUGAGUUUUUAACAAAUAGCUGAAAUAUAUGAACUUUUUGUCAUAUGGUGCAAAUUAAAUAACGCAAAAAGUAUUCAACAUUAGUUAUGAGAAAUGCUUCUCCUAUUGAAUAUGGUAUAUGUAACACUACUUAUUGCAGAUUUUUACUUUAAUUGUUUUGUAGUUUUGUACUCAAAUAUGGCUUCUUUUAAUUUUCU